UAUGUGGUUAUAAUGGCUAAAUUGUUAAAGCAAAACAAAUUAAAUAAAUAUAAAGUAAAUUAAUGGCACUUGCGUCAAUUUUACGUCGAUCACACAUUAUUCUAGACAUCACACACGCCGUAAGAAAAGUCGCAAAUUUGUCGUAUAAGAUAUUUGGGGAGAGCGACGUAGAUCCUGAUAGUCCACCAAUAUUUCUAUUUCACGGUCUCUUAGGAACGAAAAAGCAUUGGGAAAGCUUUGGAAAAACUAUGAUGAAUAUGACUCAACGGAUUGUGGUGGCUGUCGAUUUGAGAAAUCACGGUGAUAGCCCUCAUGUGAACUCUCACAAGUACGAUGAUAUGGCGGGGGAUAUCCUAAAGUUGUUUUCGAAAUUGUCAAUUGAAAAAGCUAGUGUUGUGGGACACGGUAUGGGUGGAAGGGCGUCUAUGUAUGUUUCUUUGAUGGCGGAGUGGGCCAAUGAACAAAUAAUUUAUUUUUGGUUUGGCAAGACUCCGUUCGUAAAAGGGCUUUGUACUUUAAAGAGCACAAAUAAAAAGCCAGAGAAGAUAUCAGCACUUUUAGUGGUUGACAUUUCACCGGUUUCCACUUGUGUUGACCUUAGAGAGCAGUUCCCAAAAAUCAUGUCCAUGAUGAAAGAAUUUAGUUUUAAAGAGCAAAAGAAGGUUAAGAUUGCUCAAAGAGAAGUUAAGAAAAAACUAAAAACGUUGAUAAGUGAUGAGAUUUUACUAAAAGCAAUUCUAUCUAAUGUAACAAUUAGGUCCACUGGUAUUAUUGGCUGGUCAUGUAACCUGGAUGUAUUGAUUAAGGAGUUUAAACAUAUUAUAACAUUUCCGCGAUUAAAAAACAAGAUAUACUACGGGCCUACGUUAUUUAUUGGGGGCCAGUUGUCUGAUUAUUUACCACCAGACGACUUGACAGCUAUACGAGAUAUGUUUCCCCGAGCAGUGAUAACCUACAUCCCUCAUACGGGACACAGUCUCUAUGCCGAUGACCCGAAGAGUUUUUUAGAAGUGGCUAUAGCUUUUCUCAAAACGAAUGACUAAUAACACUUUUAACUAUCAGUUGAUAUUUAUAUUAAUUUUGAAUAAAUUGAUUACCUCAUCACCUCAUA
Molecule: messenger RNA, 1111 nt
Organism: Pieris brassicae (large cabbage white)
Lineage: Eukaryota; Metazoa; Arthropoda; Insecta; Lepidoptera; Pieridae
Product: protein ABHD11-like
Exons: 4
Coding region: 63-1043 (326 amino acids)
Cellular component (GO): mitochondrion
Source: RefSeq, a predicted model, not a curated record